CAAUGAUCGUUUGACAAAUUAAGAUUUCCUUUUUUUGUUGUGUAAUGAAAAGAUUUUUGUUUCAUAACUUAAUCUACAAAAAUGAUGACCUGUGUUACCAACUUAAAUUCAACAAAAGAUAUAAAAGCGUGCAAAAUACUUGUCAAAAAAAAAGCCUAAAGUAAAGAAUAAUACACCUUUAAAUUAUUAUUCAUUUUCUUUUUAUGAUUAACAUGAUUUCAAACAACCAAAAUACACAAGAUUAUUAUAAUUUACCAAUUGAUCAAAUUGGAAAUAAUAACGAAAAUAUCCAACAUACUUUAAUCAACAAUGUUGGAGUAUCUAAUACGAAUUUAAAUACCUUGCACAGUGUGCCUCAUAAUAAUAAUAAAUUUGAGUUUUAUUUUAAUUUACCAAAUGAUACUCGUAUUUAUCGUGUUACUUAUUCUUAUUCUGAAUUAAGUCCGUUAGAAAAUGUUCAACUCUUGAAUAAUGGAAUUAAUCUAUCUCAUAUCCCUGAUUACCUUUUUCCACAUCAUUAUAAUAUACAACCUCGAAUUCAACAACAUAUUCAGCAACAAGUUCAACAUCCUAAUGUUUAUCAACAAAAUGAUAUUCAACAACAAUCCUUCGAAACUACCCAACCUACUUCCCAAGAAUAUUCAAAUAAUGACGCAGCAGUUGAUGGAACUGUUUCUUAUGAUAUGCAAGAUAUGGAAGUUACAGGAUUCCAAAAUUCUCACUAAGGACUAAGAAACAUCAUUAUAUUUAAUUGUUUUGGUAAAAUAGAGUUAAUUUGUUUAUUAUCUUUUUAUUUACUUUUAAAUUUCAACAAUUAAAGUUAA
Rhizophagus irregularis DAOM 181602=DAOM 197198 is the source of this 824-nucleotide messenger RNA. RefSeq lists its product as uncharacterized. The record is from RefSeq and is a predicted model, not a curated record. NCBI's taxonomy places the organism in Eukaryota, Fungi, Glomeromycota, Glomeromycetes, Glomerales, Glomeraceae.